AUCGAAUACAUGCCCACAAGUGCGGAGUCUGGCGCUGUCGACGGCGAGAUCAAGGUAUCUGGUGGCACGCACCAGCUUUGGCGUGAUAUGGCAUGAAUUUGUGACACAACACCCACUAAAUGCCCAAACUACACAACAAGUGCAUGCAAUCAGGGAGCUUUGCAUGCAAGUUUAAACCUAUCAAAGCGCACUGCUUCGCGAUAAGUACUACCACGUAGAUGGGUUGUGUUUCUUGCCGGAAGCUUUGAUACCUAUCCAGGAGAAGGUUUUGACAGCCAGGACCGAGCGCGGCAAACAAAUCGUAUCCAACUAGAGACAUGAAGUAGAUGCAAUCUAGCAUGACAAAUUAGAUUGACUAGCGCUUUUGAUGUAGUUGCCGACGCUGGACAUAGUCUGGAAGUGCGCUCGAUGUGGUCUCGCAUGACAAGCUAGUAUGCUUUCUACUUCGUUUUUUUUCUUCCAUGAGAAGGACUUCGGUGCCCACUUCGCAGGUAUCAAGGUGGUUUCUGCGCACUAAUGUCUUCCUUCUCAGUAUUGAAUUGCUACCUAAUCCCAGCGCAUCCAUGAAAUUUCCACCGGUUGGCAAACUCAUAUGCAGUACGUACCAAAACCGCCAACUCCAGAGCAUCCGGAAAGCCCUACUCCGAUUCCGACGCGGAUUUUUUGCUUCUCCACUGCAGAACAGCUCCAGAACCAAACCAAUUUGGAGAACUACACGGCUCGGCGCUAAUACCAUGGCAUGUCUUGGUGGAGGGGGGCUAUGUUGCAACAAAAGGAACUAGGUACUUUUUUGUGUAUGUCUAAUGCUGGAUACAGAUUAAAGGGUCACUCUAUAGGAUAACGCAGCGCGUUUCUCAUGCAAUAUGGGACAAAAAUAGGCACUGUUUUUUUAUGAGAGAAAGAAAAGCACAAAUAUUACGACACAGGACUGCAGCUGCAACAGCAGGACGGAC
Amoebophrya sp. A120 is the source of this 953-nucleotide messenger RNA. NCBI's taxonomy places the organism in Eukaryota, Dinophyceae, Syndiniales, Amoebophryaceae. The record is from the annotation of a GenBank genome assembly.